CCUAACUUUAACCUAAUUAUCCUAACCUGAUACGUUAAUUCACCUAACCUGAUACGUUAAAUAUCCUAACCUGAUACGUUAAUUCACCUAACCUGAUACGUUAAUUCACCUAACCUGAUACGUUAAAUAUCCUAACUUGAUACGUUAAUUCUCCUAACCUGAUACGUUAAAUAUCCUAACCUGAUACGUCAAUUCUCCUAACCUGAUACGUUAAAUAUCCUAACCUGAUACGUCAAUUCUCCUAACCUGAUACGUUAAUUCUCCUAACCCUGAUACGUUAAAUAUCCUAACCUGAUACGUUAAUUCUCCUAACCUGAUACGUCAAUUCUCCUAACCUGAUACGUUAAUUCUCCUAACCUGAUACGUUAAUUCUCCUAACCUGCAGUCUAAAUAGUCCUAACCUGAUACGUUAAUUCUCCUAACCUGCAGUCUAAAUACUCCUAACCUGAUACGUUAAUUCUCCUAACCCUGAUACGUUAAUUCUCCUAACCCUGAUACGUUAAUUAUCCUAACCUGAUACGUUAAGUCUCCUAACCCUGAUAUGUUAAUUCUCCUAACCCUGAUACGUUAAUUCUCCUAACCUGAUACGUUAAUUCUCCUAACCCUGAUACGUUAAUUCUCCUAACCUGAUACGUUAAUUCUCCUAACCUGCAGUCUAAAUACUCCUAACCUGAUACGUUAAUUCUCCUAACCCUGAUACGUUAAUUAUCCUAACCUGAUACGUUAAGUCUCCUAACCCUGAUAUGUUAAUUAUCCUAACCCUGAUACGUUAAUUCUCCUAACCUGAUACGUUAAUUCUCCUAACUCUGUGGUGUGUCUGGUCUGGCUGUGGUCUCUGUGGUGUGUCUGGUCUAGCUGUGGUCUCUGUGGUGUGUCUGGUCUGGCUGUGGUCUCUGUGAUGUCUCUGUGGUGUGUCUGGUCUGGCUGUGGUCUCUGUGGUGUCUCUGUGGUGUGUCUGGUCUGACUGUGGUCUCUGUGGUGUGUCUGGUCUGACUGUGGUCUCUGUGAUGUCUCUGUGGUGUGUCUGGUCUGACUGUGGUCUCUGUGGUGUGUCUGGUCUGACUGUGGUCUCUGUUGUGUGUCUGGUCUGGCUGUGGUCUCUGUGGUGUGUCUGCUCUGGCUGUGGUCUCUGUGGUGUGUCUGGUCUGGCUGUGGUCUCUCCCAUGUUUCUGUUGUGUGUCUGUUCAUGGUCCAGCUGAUAUCCCAUGUGCUGACCCCAGGGUGCAGUAUCGUGGCAUUGGUUGCCAUGUGUUUUCAUGUGAACAGCCUGCUGGGCUGGCCUGUCUGUGAAGGGAUGACCUGGACAGAGAGGGAGGAUCUUCUUAACAGCAGUGACCGCUGCCCAGAUCCACAGCCCUAUUUAACCUGCUUGGCCGUCUCCUAUAGCAUCACACACACUGGAUACAACAGGAGGAUACUACAGGAAGAUACUACAGGAGGAUCCUACAGUAGGAUCCUACAGGAGGAUACUACAGGAAGAUACUACAAGAAGAUACUACAAGAAGAUACUACAGGAGGAUCCUACAGGAAUAUACUACAGUAGGAUCCUACAGGAAGAUACUACAGGAGGAUCCUACAGGAAGAUCCUACAGGAAGAUCCUACAGGAGGAUCCUACAGGAAGAUACUACAGGAAGAUACUACAGGGGGAUCCUACAGGAAGAUACUACAGGAGGAUCCUACAGGAAGAUACUACAGGAAGAUACUGCAGGAGGAUCCUACAGGAAGAUACUACAGGAGGAUCCUACAGGAAGAUACUACAGGAGGAUCCUACAGGAAGAUACUACAGGAGGAUCCUACAGGAGGAUCCUACAGGAAGAUCCUACAGGAAGAUACUACAGGAGGGGCACUGAGCCUGACACUCUCUAGCUGUGAUCCUGACAAAGCUCAUGUAAUGUGGGUCGCUGAACAGAUCCGUGUUUCAGUGGCCAAAAACAACCUUCUGUUGCCAAUAGCGGAGUACAGCCUCCGCAUCUCAGACAUCAUGUUGGGAGAAAGAACACCUCGGGAGAACGGAAGGAAAACGAUCUCUGUGUGUCCUAACAUCAUCACUCCGAAUACAAUCCCAGAGUUCUGCAUCCCACCAAAGAUCUCGCCACAGCAGGAGCUAAAGACGGUGGACUGGAGUAAAACUAGCCCUGUUGGAAAGGUGUCCUUUUCACCUGAGAAGGGCAGCAGCCCGGAGAGGGAGGUAGCAGUGAGAGAACCCUUCAUCAACACUCAUCCGACCCUCAUCCAGGUAGAGAGCGUGGACGAGACUCCAUACGACCAGGGCUUCAGUGAUGAGGAGAGUACCAACGCCGACCCCCAGAGCCAAGCAGCUCUCUCCCUGCCCCACCUGGCCAAGGCCCAGACCUGCUACGGUUUCUGUACCCUCCUGGAGAGCCCCCACACCCGGAGAAAAGAGUCUCUGUUCCACAGCCACCCCAACGCCUGCCCCCUCCCCCUGAUCGCUGCCUCUCCCGGGCCUCGCGGCCGCUCCAAAACCUACUCCUCCAGAACCUCAUCUCUACCCCACUCCCAGUCAUCCUCCUUCAGCCUCACCAAGCUGACCUCCGGCAGGCUGUCUCCGGGAGGCUCCAGGCUGGUGGCUCUCCAGAGACAGAGCACCCUGGACAGUGACACCGCCUCCUCCGCCGAGUCUUCCCCCUUCAGCUCCCCUCUCCUGGCCAGGCCGCCUCCCAAGUCCUCCCUGCUCAAAGUCCUGAGCCACGACAGACUGCUGUCCCGGACUAUGAGGAAAGCUGUGCUCUCCAGAAACAACUCUCUGUCCACGGAUGAAGGCAGCUCCACGGACAACAGCCCCAAUAUCAUCCGGAGAGCCUCUGAUGCUGGAUUAGUAGAACCCCUUCCAGGUGCCUUCACCCUGGCUCCCCCUGCCAUCUUCCCCAUAGACCUCGUCCUCCACAGAGAGAGGGUCAUGAAGGAGAGUCUAGCUCCUGUAGGUAGAGAGGGGGCACUACGGCUCUCAGCAGAGUACUGCCUAGACAACCAGAGACUCAGAGUGAGGUUGAUCAGUGCUGAGGGACUGUAUGCUAUCGCUGUGGAUCCUAAGAGCAUCAACUGCAGCAUCGGUAUCUGUCUGUUACCGGGGAAGAUUCAGAAGCAACGCAGCGCGGUGAUUAAGAGGAGCAGGAACCCCCUCUUCAAAGAGGAUUUCUUCUUCUAUGGUAUCUCACAGGAAGAUAUCUGCUGUCGGUCGCUGCGGUUCAAAGUUGUCAACAAAAUGUCCUCCAUGAAAAGGGACUAUAUUUUGGGAGACUGUGAGAUUUUGCUGAAACGUUUAUUAUCUAUGUAGAAAUGGUUUAUUUGCAAGUCAGUUAAAGAAGAAAUUCUUACUUUCAAAGAUGGCCUAGGAACAGUGGGUUAACUGGCCUAGGAUCAGUGGGUUAACUGCCUGUUCAGGGGCAGAACAACAGAUUUGUACCUUGUCAGCUCAGGGGUUUGAACUUGCAACCUUCUGGUUACUAGUCCAACACUCUAACCACUAGGCUACCCUGCAGCCCCUCCACUCUAACCACUAGGAUACCCUGCCGCCCUUCCACUCUAACCACUAGGAUACCCUGCCACCCCUCCACUCUAACCACUAGGAUACCCUGCCGCCCUUCCACUCUAACCACUAGGCUACCCUGCCGCCCUUCCACUCUAACCACUAGGAUACCCUGCCGCCCCUCCACUCUAACCACUAGGAUACCCUGCCGCCCCUCCACUCUAACCACUAGGCUACCCUGCCGCCCCUCCACUCUAACCACUAGGCUAC
Messenger RNA from Oncorhynchus nerka (sockeye salmon), 3758 nucleotides. Its product is annotated as C2 calcium-dependent domain-containing protein 4C-like. Bases 1893 to 3296 code for a protein of 467 amino acids. The transcript is spliced from 2 exons. Lineage: Eukaryota; Metazoa; Chordata; Actinopteri; Salmoniformes; Salmonidae. The record is from RefSeq and is a predicted model, not a curated record.